Messenger RNA from Melanotaenia boesemani (Boeseman's rainbowfish), 1461 nucleotides. RefSeq lists its product as uncharacterized. NCBI's taxonomy places the organism in Eukaryota, Metazoa, Chordata, Actinopteri, Atheriniformes, Melanotaeniidae. The transcript is spliced from 3 exons. Bases 442 to 870 code for a protein of 142 amino acids. The record is from RefSeq and is a predicted model, not a curated record.
ACACUUCCUCACAGCGCAACUCUCCGCUGCCGUGGCCAGAUGAAAUCCACACGGAAACCUGCCAACAGGCAACACCAACUCCUAUCUAAGGGAUCUGCCACAAUCCCGCCUCUCCAAAACCGGAUAUGAGUGCUGUUUGGGGAAAGAAAGCAAAGCGGCAGAGGGGCACAUCAUGAUAGAGGCGCGGAGGCUUGACAGGAUAUACGGACUGACCCGGAUAGACUGUUUCCCCAGAUUUUUCCAGGGAUCGGUAAGGCAUCAGGCGGAGACCACGGGAAGAAUCAAAGUCGAUGACAAGAAAAAGAGGAAUGACAACGGCUUCAUCUCAGACAGCAGCUGAACAGCUCGUCCGCGCGGUUUCCCGUCAGACUGGCUGUGACCGAGGUGGAUGCGCAACUGUAACUGGAAGAAGUGAACCCCUGGAGGGCUGGAGCUCCUGAGAUGCCCGUCCAUCAUAGCACAUUGCUCUGUCUGGGGGUGCUGCUGCUGACUACUGGGGGGCUCAGCUUUGGUUGGGGCAUGACCAAUUCAUCAGUCCCGAUGUAUUUACUCGGGAUAUUUCUAUGCCUGGGGGGUGUGGGCCUGCUGGCUACUGGACUGUGCAUGGCCAUGAGAAACCUCCAGGCAGCAGUGCCAGGACACUUUCUCUUGCACCCCCGCACGGGUACGCGUUUCAACCCCCAGCAGAGCUUGGCUAUACAAAGGAGGUUGGAUCGAAUUCGUCGAGAGAUGUCAGCUGACUCUGUUGACGGGACGCCGGAGCCCGAACCCGAACCCUCCCUACCAUCAACCCCUCCGCCUUGGACUAUGGAGCCACCUCCAUCCUACGACACAGUGAUGAAUAGCCAGGAGCACAGCCAGCAGCUUUAAUCUUUUGUCCCGCCUCGUAAAACUCUCAUCAGUGCCUUUUGUCGUCGGUUUUACUCGAGAGCUUUGAAUGUUCGUUUCUGUGCUGUCAGUGAAGUCACUGCAGCAGGUUUCUCUGUGCCUUAGGACUAACUGAAAAUGUGGUUUAAACUGUUAUUUUAUGGUUGCUAUACCCCCCCUUUUUUUUGCAUUAAGCUAUUUUUUUUUUAAUUGCUUCAAUUAAUUUGAUGUGGUGUGACAUACUGCUGAAACAGUUAACACCAGGGCUAGACCUAUUAACCACUCUGAUGUUUGAUCAACUGUCAUUCAUUAUGUCAGUUAAUCGCUUUUUACACUGAAUUAUAUGAGAUUAUUUUCAUAAGUUUAUUAAAUAAAAUAAAAACAGUUUAUUUCUUGUACUAUGCUUUUUAAAUGACCCCUUUUUUAACUGAUUGUGUAUCUGAAAGGUAAGUACAUACAAGGCCACUACUAUGAAGUAUUAUUAUUUAAGUAAAUGUACAUUUGUAAUGCAGGCAAGAAUUGUUAAAAAUAUGGAGUAUUUUGGAUCAGUUAUUGGUCAGUUUUAUCCUGUGAAGAAAUAAAGGAUUCACUUUU